CCUUAUUUUACCAACCGUAUUUCAAGGUAUGAAAUAAAAUACAGAGGAGGGAAAGUAAAAAAAAAAAGUCCAAUGAAAACUCGGUGUCAGUCUACGCAAUGACAGAAGUUGUCAGGUUGCGAAGCGCCGAUCCAUCUAGGCUUGAAUUCGCACUCACUAGCCAUAUGAAGGCCAUAGCCUAGAGGCAAUGUGCUGGCCUACCACCGCUGCGACUCGGGUUUGAAACCCUGCGGAGGCUCCGGGGAUUUUACGCUCGUCUUCGUCAAAGGACCUGACGGCUGAACCUGACUGAAGCCGCGUGAGUCCGCCGCACAGGUCGUAUGGCUCGCGGCGAGAUACAGCGCAAACCCCAUUUUCUUGGCGAUUUUAUCGCCGAUAAAAUCGUAAAAAAAUCACAAUUUAAUUUCAAAACAUCCCGAUUUUUCCGUUGAUAAAUGCUAUUUGGGAAAAUGUUAGUUUAUAAAAGUGACGCAGAGGCUUGGGAGAAAGAAGCCGUUAAGUCAAGUAGUUGACCCCAAAGAAUCCGCAUUUGACACCACUGUAGCUCUUUAAUUAAGGUUUCGCUAACAAAGUACUGCAGGGACCCUAAAUUUGUAAAAAUUAGUUAAUGGUCCCCCUUUGCCCCGUCAGCAAGGCCUCGGGGGACUAUGACAGAUCUUUAAAUUCGGAUUUCAUGGGGUCUGUUACCCAUGAGAACAUCUUUUUCCCGAGCCUUUAUGUCAAUUUAACGAACUAGCAUUUUUUUGAGGGGGCUUUUUAGGAUGACUCAUUUUGAUACCUACGACUUUCGAAUUUCCACUUCAGAUGGUUUUUGGUCCAAAAUUAAAAACGAGCUCAAAAAAUUCAAGAUCGGAUGACCACUUCCCCUAACAUUACCUCCUCCACAAUUCUCCCUCCUGUAAAGUGCGUCGGCAAGUCAUGAUACAGUAAGUUGCCAUGGUAACCGAGUAAUGUAAACAUAGAUUUGAUAUCAUGAUUUUGCGCCAGGGAAAGAUCUCUCCAUCAGUUUCAUUCAUACAUGUUAGAAUCUACCUACCUAAGCUAUGAAAUCGAAAUCAAUUUUUCUUUUACCUGUUCAUGUUUUAGUUUUAUGUACAAUAAGUGUGAGCAUGGAAGGAGGAUGGAUAUUAUAGAACUUUCAUUUGGCAUUGAAAUGAACACAUGAGGACUCGGGAAUUCCCCUGUAUCAGACAUGAAAUUUCAUUGCCAAGUUGAUCUACCUUGUAAUGUAAAAGUUCUUGGCUGAACAAAGUGAAAGUGAAAUGGCUUCCAACUUGUGGCAAGACAAGGAUAUAAGAUUUGAUGUACCUAAUGCAGACUUAAGAAUGGGACCCGGAGAAAAAGUGAUUGAUCAGCUGGAUUUUGUAGAGGACACUAAAGGAAACGGUGGCGAUAAAGGAAAAUUAAUCAUGACAAAUUUGAGGAUCAUUUGGCACUCUCUGUCGGUGGGCAAAGUUAACAUGUCUAUUGGAUUCUCAUGCAUAAUCAAUAUUUCAUCAAAAAUGGUAGUAUCAACACUUCGAGGAACAGCAGAGGCGCUUCAUAUCCUCACAAAAGCAAAGGAUUCUCGACUAGAAUUUAUUUUUACGAAUUUGAUACCGGGGAAUUCCCGGCAUUUCACGUCAGCAAUGGGAGUUUACAAAGCAUAUAUGUCUUCUCGAAUGUAUCGUGAGCUGAAACUAAGGGGGUGUGCAGUGCAAAGAAAAGAGUUUAACACAUUACCAUUGGAGCACGUUAUAGCUACAGUAGAAGGAGUUUGGAAUCUGUCCAGUGAUCAGGGCAACUUGGGAAAAUUUAUAAUUUCCAAUGUACGGCUGGUAUGGUUCGCUGCCAUGAAUGAGGCUUUCAAUGUCUCCGUGCCUCACAUUCAAAUUAUAUCUAUUAAAAUCAGGGAUUCAAAAUUUGGUCCAGCUUUAGUUGUGGAAAGCUCCAUCAACAGCGGAGGUUACAUCUUGGGGUUUCAUAUAGACCCCAGUGAAAAAUUACAUAAAAUUGCACAUGAACUUGCCCAGCUACACAAAAUCCACUCUAAGAACCCUGAAUUAGGAGUUCAUUUUGUGCUACAAAACCAGCCACCAUUGCCAGAGACUCCCUCAGUGGAAGAGAUAGAGGAGCCUGAAUUUGAAGAUUCAAUCAAAGACUUGUCUUCUAAUUUGGUCAUGUAUGGUGCUGGAGGAGAACUUGUCACACCUCGACCCCUAACGUUCUUUAGUGAGAUUGGACUUGCGAUGGAACAAAUUCGAGAUGGGUUUACUCUGACUGGGUUAUGGGAGGUGAUACCAUCUUAAAAAAAAAAAAAAAAAAAAAAAAAAAAAACUUCUGUCCUCAACAUUUUCAUUCCAUGGAGUGACGAUAGGAUUCACGAUUCACUUCUUCAGUUAUUCAAGAAUAACCACAAGACUCGGCCUGUAGGGAUUUACGAGUCAAAGCCUAAAAUAUAUACAACUAGAAGGCUAUGUAAUGUUCAUCCAUUGUUGGUGGAUCCAAAGCACAUCAGGAAUCCAUGAAAAGAGUUGGCAUUGCAUUUGUCGGCAACAACAUAAAUUCACAAAAGUGUGCAGAGAUGAUCAUACUAUUUGUCCACAUCAAGCUAGUUGAUUAUAAGAACAUAAUUUUAUGCAUUAGGAAACAAAAUUAAUGUUAUAGAGCAAUUUUCAACUGAUGAAGGAAUUGCCAUUUAAAAUUAAUAAUUUUAAUUCGCCUUCAAGUUAGUGAAACUAAACAGGACUCGGAGGACUUUAAAUCAUUCGAUCCCUCUUUGAAAUUUUCUUUUGAAGUUGUAAAACACCACAUGAAUUGUUUCCUGAAGUAUCGCUGGAAACUCGGAUUGCAAUCUGCGAGCUUUCCUCAGUCUUAUAAAAAUUGUGGAAAAAUGAGUCUGCAACAAUAUGAUGGCAAGCCAAGUUCAAACUCGCUGCAAUCUUGUGCUUAAAAUAAAAUAAUCAAUGCUGUACUUACAAAUUUUACACUGUUAUUCCACGUCACGUCAAACUUGGAGCUUGGUUUUCCCAUUGUUUGUUUAAACUAUGAUCACGUGCUAAAAUGAAAAAAAAAAUAAAUCCUAUGAAUGAAA
Molecule: messenger RNA, 3073 nt
Organism: Bemisia tabaci
Lineage: Eukaryota; Metazoa; Arthropoda; Insecta; Hemiptera; Aleyrodidae
Source: RefSeq, a predicted model, not a curated record